Molecule: messenger RNA, 2854 nt
Organism: Lottia gigantea (owl limpet)
Lineage: Eukaryota; Metazoa; Mollusca; Gastropoda; Lottiidae
Exons: 18
Coding region: 124-2292 (722 amino acids)
Source: RefSeq, a predicted model, not a curated record
UCAAAUGAACUGAACUGAAAUUGUAAUAAAUGAAUUGGAAUAUACGUAAAACAAAUGUUAAUAUACGUGGAUAUGAUAUGAUGAUUUAAUAUAAGAAGUUGUCUCUUAGAAUAUUCAGCUAUCAUGGAUCGGCGUAGACUUUGCUUUAAUACACCAUCCACAGGAACCGGGACUGACGACUGCACCGAUGAUUCUGACAUGAGUUCUGAAUCUUUGAUUGAAAAAGCUUUUACGUACACCAAGAAGUUUAGACUUCAAUCACUUAUUGGAGAGGCCGUUACCCUUCAACAAAAGAAUAAACUAUAUGAUGAGAGCGUUCGCCGAAAACGAAUAUCAAAAAUUCGAAGUUUGGGCAGAAAGCAACCACGUUUAGCAGACUUGAUACCUAUACCCCAAAAAAAAAAUAAAGAAUUGCACAGCAUAAUAAAGAGUUUUUUAGUAAAUGUCCAUGAUGGAUUUACAAUUCGGUUUUUAUUAGUUCACAUAUAUCGCACAUUUAAUCUAUUUGGAAAAACACCUCGUCCCAAACGGGCGUACAUAAGGUUUCGAAAGCUUGCCAGAUCUAUUUUGUUAAUGAUCCGAGUAUGUAAUGCCUGCAAAAAAUCUAUUAUGGCGCAAAUGAAGAAGGAGGCAUGGUUUUCUUUGAUUGACAAUUUAAUGGCUGCCAAAGCAUUGGUACACAAAAGAAAGCCUACUAGAGCCUUCGUAACGUUUGUGCCUAACGAAGAAAGGGAGUUAAUUCAGUUGACAUUCGAUGUCGGUAAAUUUAAAAGGGACUAUAUUUCAGAGCACAUGUUGAAUGAUGAAACCAGAAAUAUUUUGAAAAACACUCCAGGCACUAGAACACCAGAACAAAUUGUCAAGAUUUUACGAUGUGUUAAAGCCAUUUGUAAAGAAUUUUGUAAAUAUCCAUUAGCAGUGCAAAAGAAAAUUUCACAGAUAUCAUUUUUUGAUAAAUACCGAUAUAAUCGAGUUAUUACAAGAAGAGGUCUGCCUUCGGAUGGGAUGUUUUUUGUCUUAACGGGAACAUUGAUAGAAAAAGUUGAUGGUCAGAAACAACCAAGGGAAAUAACUGCUGGACAAGUUUUUGGUGAAGAUGAUUUAAUGUGUGGUAGACUUAGAAGAAGAACUAUUAUUACCAAAGUGGAAACGGAAUUACUUUAUUUACAUAGAUUAGAUUAUUGGCAAAUAUUUAGCAUGACUGAAGACGCACACAACAUCAGUAACCUCGACAUCUGCAAAUGUAACACAGUCUUUCAGCAUUUUCCUAUGGGCCAGUUGGUGAAAAAUUUAGGAACAUGGACGGUUAUGAAAUAUAAGUAUGGACGAUUAAUAGUUGAAGACAGUAACAAAGUAGAUUGGAUUUACGUCAUUAGCUCUGGAGAGGCUAAAGUGUAUAAAUAUCUCUCGCCAGGACCAGUUGAUGUUAAAGCUAGAAGAAAGAAAAUUCAAGAAACAUUAAAUAAACAGUCGCCAUUUUACAGACGAAAACAACUUUUAGAUUUUGUACAAAAUAGAGAUUACAUCAAAUCAUCAUAUAAACCAUCAACAUACACACCAGCCAAACGAGCAGAGGUUCGAUCAGCCCCUCCAGGCAAAUCCCGAGAAUCUAGAAUCAAUGCCGCUAGAGUAGCUGCUAAGUUUGCUGGUCUGCCGAUGGUUUCCUCUGCACGCAAAGAAACCAAAGUACAGAUUAAGUUACCUGAUAUCAUUUUUACAACUGCAGAAUCAGAUUCCGAUUCGAAGUCGUCUAAAAACGAAGAAAGUGAUGAUGAACUUGGAUGUGGUCUUCAAAAACUCCCCGUGGAAUACCCCGAAGGCUUCAAUUUAAGUCCUCGGCGAUCUUCAACUUUAUCAGCAUUAGGAUUCCCAUCCAGAGGUCGGUCUGGUAGUUUUAUGAGGACCCCCAUGACUUCUCGACCUAAAACAGAUCAAUUUGUGAAGGUUGGAAAAACUCAGUUCCCCGCAUUUGUCCAUGUAGAGACUUUACGUCCUGGCCAUACAUUCGGUUUGCGUGCUUGUCUUGAAGCCAGCGAGAUGGGACCCUCGGUCAGUUUGGUGAGUGGUGAAUGUGAAAUUUUACAGAUAAACCGGAAGUAUUUUAUGAAACACUGCGAUGAUGCCCUCUAUAGUUUAAUACGACUUAUGGCAAAACCGUUUCCAAGUCAAGAUGAGCUAAUUGAUCGCCUUGAUGCAAAUAUACAAUGGGAGGAGUUCAAACAAAUGACUCUGGAUAACUUCCUACAGGAACAAAGAGAAAGAAAGGAACAGGCUUAUAACAGUCAUGUGUAGUGCUUUGUCAUUUUAUGUGCGAUGUUAUGACAAAAAGAAUGCCAAAAUCAGAGUAUUGGCUGUAUGGAUUGUAUAGUUGAAGUAUACAUGGCCAACUGACUUCUAUCAUGGAAAUAUGGAUGUAAGUAUAUGAUGGACAUAAAUGAUAUACAGUGCUGAAAAAUAUGUGAUAAGACAAUCUGGAACUAACAAACAUAGCAACAGUAUUAACUAUUAAAUUCAUAAAUUAACCUUUUUAUUAUAGUGAGACCUAAGUACCCAGUAGAGAGGGUAGUGGAAGUUCACAUUUAAAAUGUACAGUUUUAUCUCUAGUUGCAAAGGCACUAUCUCACACUUUAUGCAUCUUACAUCUUGCUUCAUUAUACACGAGCGUAAAACAUAUAAAGGAAUGUAACCUCUUAAAAUGGGCAUCAAAUUUACAGCCUCAAACUUGAUCAACAAGUGUAUAAUUAUACCGUUGGAUUUACCAGGUGUCAUGACUUAGGGAUAGAAUCUCUUUAUAUAUGAAGAUUGAGCUAAAUAAUUAUUGAAAUAAACACUAAUCAUGUUUCAUUAUAAGGCU